ACGUCAGUAAGUCAGAUCCGGCCGUCUGAAAUCUCGACAAAAACAUUAAAAAUUGAAAAAAUCUUUCUAUGUUUCUUUUUCUCUCUCUUCGAAACUUCUUUCUUUCUCUCUUUCGAAACAAACUUCUUGGCGAAGACGUCUAUACUUCCCGCCAAUCUAAGUCAGCAUUGCCGGGGCUAUUUCUCCUCCGGUGAUUUCCUCGAUCUGACAUAACCGUCAAAUCAACUCCACGGUACUCAAAACCAGAUUACCCAGGACACAGAUCAUUAAAAUUUUCAGUCGUCGUUUUUAACGAGGAAGAAAGAAGAAUCACGAUUUAUACCAAUCCUUAGAGAUUCAAAGUAAACUGGUCCAGAUUUGGUUUCGAUUUCAUUUAUGAUCGUAGAAUUUGUUGACUUUUUAGUUUCAGGUUUAGAUGAUCUGAAAAAUUAGGAAUUCCAUCAAAGUCUUUGGAUUUUAGUGGAUUUCUGAUUUGGAAUCUGAUUUGGUUAUUGGGAGGCUUUGAUGAUUACGGUGAACAGUGUAUCAAAGAUCAUUUGAAGGCCUGGGUCUCCUGAAAUAAUUGAGGGAAGAAACAAAUGACGAAGGUUGUGUACGAAGGAUGGAUGGUUAGAUGUGGAAGAAGAAAGAUAGGUCGUUCUUUUAUUCACAUGAGAUAUUUCGUUCUGGAAUCUAGGUUACUCGCUUAUUACAAGAAUAAGCCUGCUGAUAAUGUGGUUCCUGUCAAGACUCUUCUUAUUGAUGGUAACUGUAGAGUAGAAGACCGAGGAUUGAAGACGCAGCAUGGACAUAUGGUAUAUGUGCUGUCGGUCUAUAACAAGAAAGAGAAAUACCAUCGCAUCACGAUGGCGGCAUUCAACAUCCAAGAGGCACUAGUCUGGAAAGAAAAGAUAGAACUAGUCAUCGAUCAGCAUCAGGAGUCACCACUUCCAAAUGGUAACAGGGCAUAUAUCUCAUUUGAAAAUAAAUAUGGAACAGAUAAUGGAAGGACUGCCUCAUCAUCAGACCGUGAGAGCCAGGGAAGUGCACAAGGUGACGAAGAGGAGGAGAACAGUCAUAGUUUACUAAGGAGAACAACUAUAGGAAAUGGCCCCCCUGAGUCAGUGCUUGAUUGGACCCGGGAGAUCGACUCAGAUUUAUCGAACCAGAAUAACAGUGAUCAAGUCUUCUCUAGAAAGCAUUGGCGCCUUGUCAACUGCCAGAAUGGGCUUCGCAUUUUUGAAGAGCUUCUCGAAGUUGAUUACCUUCCAAGGAGCUAUAGUCGAGCAAUGAAGGCCGUUGGUGUAGUGGAGGCUACAUGCGAAGAAAUAUUUGAGCUUGUAAUGAGCAUGGAUUCAACACGGUUUGAGUGGGAUUGCAGCUUCCAGUAUGGCAGCUUAGUUGAGGAGGUGGAUGGGCAUACCGCAAUACUUUACCAUAGACUGCAGCUGGAUUGGUUCCCUAUGGUUGUGUGGCCUCGUGAUCUAUGCUACGUUCGUUAUUGGCGUCGAAAUGAUGAUGGAAGUUAUGUUGUAUUGUUUCGAUCUAGGGAGCAUGAGAACUGUGGUUCACAGCCAGGAUUUGUUCGCGCCCAUGUUGAAAGUGGAGGAUUCAAUAUUUCCCCUCUUAAACCUCGAAAUGGGAGGCCUCGGACACAGGUUCAGCAUCUAAUGCAAAUCGAUCUGAAAGGGUGGGGUGUUGGUUAUUUUCCAUCAUUUCAGCAACAUUGUUUACUUCAGAUGUUGAAUAGCGUUGCUGGCUUGCGUGAGUGGUUUGCUCAAACAGAUGAAAAGCUCUCUGUUCCAAGGAUACCAGUCAUGGUCAACAUGACCUCAGAUACCAUUUCAAAGAAAAAUCAGAAAAAACAAGGGCAUUCGUCCCAGCCUUCGUCGCUGGAUCAAAUAAAUUCCGUAGGCAGAAAUUCUGUUAUGUUGGAUGAGUACUCAGAUGAUGAUGAAGAGUUUCAAUUGGCAGAGGCUGAACAAGAGGCAGGUUCGGAUGCACUUGAGAAUGAAAACAAACAUAUAGCCGUUGAAGAAGAACCGGAUAAUCAAAUUGAUUUGUCUUGCUUCUCUGGCAAUCUUCGACGGAAUGACAACGAUAAUGCACGUGACUGUUGGAGGAUAUCAGACGGGAACAACUUCAGAGUCCGUAGCAGAAAUUUUUGUUUUGACAAAUCUAAGAUUCCUGCAGGGAAGCAUAUGAUGGAUCUCGUGGCAGUUGAUUGGUUUAAGGACACAAAACGUAUGGAUCAUGUGGCAAGGCGUCAAGGCUGUGCGGUACAAGUAGCUUCAGAAAAAGGGCUAUUCUCACUGGCCGUCAAUUUACAAGUUCCUGGAUCAACACACUACAGUAUGGUGUUUUACUUCGUAACAAAGGAAUUAGUACCAGGAUCCCUCUUGCAACGUUUCGUUGAUGGAGAUGAUGAGUUCCGCAACAGUCGGAUGAAGCUCAUUCCGUCGGUUCCCAAGGGUAGUUGGAUUGUGCGGCAGAGUGUUGGAAGUACUCCUUGUUUAUUGGGGAAAGCAGUUGAUUGCAACUACAUCCGUGGUCCAAAGUACUUAGAAAUAGAUGUUGAUAUUGGUUCUUCAACUGUUGCUAAUGGUGUAUUGGGUCUUGUUUGUGGAGUAAUUACAACAUUAGUUGUCGACAUGGCUUUUCUUGUACAGGGAAACACUACUGAUGAGUUGCCUGAACGGCUAAUUGGUGCUGUCCGUGUAUCACAUAUUGAGCUAAAAUCGGCAAUUGUACCAAAACUGGAAUCCGAUUCUCCACCAACGGAAUCAAACAAUUGAACUAAUGUGUAUCAGAAAAUGAUCCUAUUCGUUUUCCGUUUUUCGAUUUUUGGGUUUUGUUUUCAAUUUAUUUUUAUUAUUAUUUGCCUUUUCAGUCUGCUGUUGGUAUUUAUAUUUUUAUCCCCUUAUCAUCAGUGGAGCAAAAUCGCAAUUCUAGAGAUUUCGUUUUACAUGUAGAAAGUUUGUUUUUCCUCGAUUGGGAAUCCCCAUUGUGAAUUUUUAUUUUUUUAAUAUAAAUGUGAUUUCAUUUAUCACCUUGUAAUUGUGAUGAAAUGUCUUGGUGUUGGAAUGUUCUCAGCAGACGCGGAGUAAUUCAUAUAACAAGACGCACAAGUUUUAAC
Papaver somniferum (opium poppy) is the source of this 3115-nucleotide messenger RNA. Its product is annotated as protein ENHANCED DISEASE RESISTANCE 2-like. The record is from RefSeq and is a predicted model, not a curated record. Gene Ontology annotation, molecular function: lipid binding. The transcript is spliced from 22 exons. Bases 579 to 2774 code for a protein of 731 amino acids. Lineage: Eukaryota; Viridiplantae; Streptophyta; Magnoliopsida; Ranunculales; Papaveraceae.